Molecule: messenger RNA, 1383 nt
Organism: Nannizzia gypsea CBS 118893
Lineage: Eukaryota; Fungi; Ascomycota; Eurotiomycetes; Onygenales; Arthrodermataceae
Product: amine oxidase
Exons: 3
Coding region: 1-1383 (460 amino acids)
Molecular function (GO): oxidoreductase activity
Source: RefSeq, a predicted model, not a curated record
AUGCAACACACAGCUGAGGUCAUUAUUGUUGGGGCUGGGUUAUCUGGCCUGCAAGCCGCACAUUCACUCAGGGAGACUGGAAUCACGACAGUUGUUCUCGAGGCCCGGUCCCGCGUCGGUGGAAAGACUUGGAGUGUUUCCCAUGAACAUAGAAACGGUGUCGGAGUUGCAGACUUGGGUGGAGAGUGGCUUAACCAAACGACACAGCCACGAGUGUACCAGCUCGCGGAGAAACUGGGACUUGAGUUUAACGAUGUCAAUGUACAGGGCGAUUCCAUCUUGGAAAGCUUCAAUCAUGAGAUGAUUAGACAUGCUUACGGUGAACAAGCUGUGCUCCCAGAUGGCGAAGCGGAAGUGAUUAAACGAAUGAAGGAAAUGUUCGAGGAAGAGUAUAGUGCACUAGACCUUGAAAAGCUUGACGGCUGCCCUCAUGAUGAAGUGACCCUCGAGGAAUUUGUUUGCAGUCGUAGUGGCAGCCUCGUCACGCUGGCUAACGUUGCUGUAUGGACACGGGUCAUGCUAGGCUGCGAGCCUAGCGAGCUAAGUGCAGCAUAUUUUUUCGUCUACUGCAAGAGUCAGGGUGGACUCAUGAAGAUGAGGUCGGCCAAAAUGCAGGGCAAAUACGUUACCAUCAAGACAGGAACACAAUCUAUCUCUGAGGGUCUUGCGCAAUCGUUGCCAGCUAACAGCGUAAAGCUGAAUACUGCUGUAACGUCAAUCGCGCAGAACGAGCAUGGCGUAGAGGUGUUUAGCGUUGAUGGUCGCAUAUUCCGUGGGCAAAAGGUCAUUUUAGCCUUCUCAACUCCGCUUUAUCAGAAGUUGACGUUUGUGCCAACGCUGCCUCCUAGAAAGGCGCUCCUUGCUCGUUCAACAAGGCUGGGUUAUUAUACCAAGGUCCUGGUGACAUACAGCCGGCCAUGGUGGAGAGAGAACGGCCUCAGCGGAGCAUCCCAAUCCUUCUGUGGCCCCGCAGCAGCGACGCGAGAUACAAGUGAAGACUCCAUAUCCUUGUUUCGCCUUACCAGCUUCAUCGCUGGUGCUCCAGGGGAAGAAUGGUCACGACUGAGCGCCCCUGGGAGACAAAGGGCCGCCCUGGUCCAGCUAGCCAAGCUCUUUGGCAGCACCGACGCCCUUCAGCCAGCAGAGUACAUCGAACAGCAGUGGUCGUCUGAGGAGUGGAGCCUGGGUUGCCCAUGCCCCUACACACCACCAGGGGUACUGGCGAAGGUUGGUAGCUGCCUCACGGAGCCCUUUGGGCACAUUCACUUUGCUGGCACCGAGACUGCCAUGGAAUGGAAGGGAUAUAUGGAGGGUGCAUUGGAGUCCGGAAGCAGGGAAGCAGAAGAGGUAACGAAGCAGCUUCGACCAAUGUGUAGAAUAUAA